AUGGGAUACAAAGCUAGCAGUGCUUGGGAUAAAUUUGCUGAACAUGAGCCGGAGGCAGGCAGAAACAAGGAGAAGUCCCACCAAGGCUUCGGGAAAUUUUACGCGAAGGAAAUAGAACAACUAAAGAAGAAACCAUGUUGCAGAACCUUUGUCAGGAUAUUGUUUAUCAUCAUUGGAAUUCUCACAAUAAUUCAAUCAAUAGUGGUGAUAGCAGUGACCAUAGCGUCGGCGAUCGCUUCGAAGCUGUUCAACAGAGAACAGUCAAGUCGUCUGGUGGCGAUGAUAAUCCUCGCGGUCACAGCUGCAGUAACCAUAUCCGCUGUUAUUUACGGCCUGACCGCCGCGAUUAUGGUUAUAUUGGCAAUCAUACAAGCUGUGAUCCUUGGAGUCUGCAUGAAGGUAACGACAGAAGACGAGAUCCUAUUGAACCGGUCUCUUGUUGACUCCUUCCGCUUGGCGAGAGAAGAUAACCCACGGCACAUGAAACUUUGGGCCACGACACAGAGUGAUCUCAAUUGCUGCGGUGUAUACAGCCCAGAAGACUAUCGACGGCCCAACUUGCCUCCGUAUUUCGCCCCAGACGUACCGAUAUCCUGCUGUCCAGGGUACGACCCGCACCGAUCAGAACUAGUCCAGGAAAGGGAGAGGGAGGCUUGUAAGGCCAGACACGAAUUCUAUGAAUCGGGGUGCAGGGCUCCGGUACUGGAGAUGUUCAAGUUCACGUGCACCCUGGUUCUGUCUAAUACUAUACUGUUAAUUAUUUUCGAGAUACUAUUAGCGAUUAACGCAGUAAUGGUCUUAAGAAAAACGCGCAAACACGAAGAAAAAGAGCCUGAAGUGCCACCUACACCAAUGCCACGGGCUUCUUUAAUACCGCCAGACUACUGUCUUCAAAAUCUUAACAAAAGCGACUGCGAAGGACCUCCCACACCUGUUUUUUCCUAUUACAAGCCCGGUUCUAGAUGUGAACUGGAAAUAUGGCGAGGAUGUCCAACAAACAACAAAUUCGACAACGAAUACUUGUGUUCACAUUUUUGCAUUUUCAAUUUUAUUACACCAGAUAUAACUACUCCUAUCAGUUAUGAAGGUUCAGAUCAGUGUUCGAAAACUGUAACUAAAAACACAUGUAACGAUGGAUCUCAGAAUAUAGUUUACACAUUCAACUCUGAAAAACAAGAAUGUCUGCCAUUAGUCUGGGGAGAUUGCGCAGAGCCCAAUAUAUUUAAAGAAAAACAAACCUGUAUAGAUACUUGUACUAGGUGGCAAGACGAAUUAACUAAGCUAACAGAAGAUGAGGUAAAAGAUAUAAAAACAGUGUUGUCUAACUAUUUCGAAGCAGGUACAAAUAUAAAUAAACGAUUGAAAUUAACUGAGACAUUUGAAGAUACUUCAGUAUUGCCACCAAAUAAAAAUAGCGAAGAGGGUAAAACGACAACUGAAAGUCUUGGAAUACCGGAAACCACAUUAAGAAAUGAACGCAUAAAACCAACAGAAACAACACUAACAACAGAAAGCACUGUCACAACAGAGAGUACAGUUGUGACAGAAAGUACAGUUGCAACAGAAACUACAGUUGCAACAGAAAUGCAGUUGCUACAGAGAGGACAGUUGCAACAGACAGUACAGUAG
Molecule: messenger RNA, 1629 nt
Organism: Leptosia nina
Lineage: Eukaryota; Metazoa; Arthropoda; Insecta; Lepidoptera; Pieridae
Source: the annotation of a GenBank genome assembly